This is a messenger RNA of Myxocyprinus asiaticus (Chinese sucker), 5921 nucleotides long. RefSeq names its product zinc finger protein Eos-like. The record is from RefSeq and is a predicted model, not a curated record. The transcript has 8 exons. The coding region runs from base 431 to 2146 and encodes 571 amino acids. NCBI's taxonomy places the organism in Eukaryota, Metazoa, Chordata, Actinopteri, Cypriniformes, Catostomidae. Gene Ontology annotation, biological process: regulation of transcription by RNA polymerase II. Gene Ontology annotation, molecular function: DNA-binding transcription factor activity; RNA polymerase II cis-regulatory region sequence-specific DNA binding.
AAUUAAGCAGUUUCUCUUUUUUCAACUCACUGCUCAAUAUAAAAUCAUCCCUGAAACUGUAGAUGUUCAUAUCAUAUCUGUAAGUUCAGGUCAAAUAGAGAGUUCACUAUGAUUUCAGGAAAUUAAGCAUUUACAUUUUCCUGUGCUUACUAGCCUAUUGUAUUCUUAAGUAACAUACAAUCAUGAAAGCUCCUGCCUUUGGCAGUGUGUACCAGCACAUGUUCUGAUAGGUCACAGAAUAAGGGGAGGAGGCUUUUUAGCAGACUACUUCUCUCUUCCUUCCAAGACUAGAAUUGUAUAGAAUGGACACUCAAUUUAGCUGUUGAGCUAGAAAUGAGAUCUUGACCAGCGUGCAUAUCAAUUAUUCAGCUACUCAAACACUGCAACCACACAGGAAAGAGAGAAUUAACAAACUGCAGCUGGUGUGAUAAUGAAUGCUGACGAAUGCAAUGGCCGUUCUUACAUGUCAGGCAGUGGAGAUUCUUCAACGGAACGGGAGUUUUUUGCGGGGCUGAGAGGACCUACUUUGAGCACACCAAACAGUCAACAAUCCUCCCCAAGCCACUCACUCAGUGCUAACUCCAUCAAAGUGGAGCUCUACAGUGACGAGGAGGCAGGUGGUGCUCCGCUGGCAGAAAGAAGAGUCGGGGAGAAGGAUGAAGGAUGGAAGGAUGAAAAGAGAGACAUGGCAGAAGAUGGGGGAGUGGAGAUGGUUGGAGGCACACGAGGGCAGACUGGGAGUGGCUGCGGGGACAUGGCCAGUCCUGAGCCAGCAUCCCCAGGUCCCAUUCGGCUGCCCAAUGGCAAGCUUAAAUGUGAUAUAUGUGGGAUGAUCUGUAUUGGACCCAAUGUUCUGAUGGUGCACAAACGUAGCCAUACAGUCUUGGUCUCGGUAGGUGAGCGGCCAUUCCAGUGUAACCAGUGUGGGGCCUCAUUCACUCAGAAGGGCAACUUGCUGCGUCACAUCAAGCUCCACUCAGGCGAGAAGCCCUUCAAAUGUCCCUUUUGUAACUACGCCUGUCGUCGCCGCGACGCCUUGACAGGACACCUCCGCACCCACUCUGUGUCCUCCCCUACAGUUGGGAAGCACUACAAGUGCAGUUACUGUGGCCGCAGUUACAAGCAGCAGAGCACCCUGGAGGAGCACAGAGAGCGCUGCCACAGCUACCUACAGAGUCUGGAUCACCAGCCUGCUCACAACACCCAAUCUGCACACAGUGAAGAGGUUCAUAAUGUGGAGAUGAUGUCUGAACCCCUGAUCCAGUCCUCCUCGGAGAAGAUGACCUUCAUUGAUCGACUGGCCAACAGCAUCACCAAGAGGAAGAGAUCAACACCCCAGAAGUUCCUGGGUGAAAAGCACAUGCGACUAAAUAUAUCUGAAGCACCUUAUGAACUCGAUCCCAAUCCUGAUAAAGAAGGGGACAUGUUGGUCUUGCACACUGAGAGUGAUCCAUCUGCUUUAGGGCAUUUCCUCCGGGGGCCAAGAGGAGGCAGCAAUGAUGUGGAUCCUCCCCGCUCCCUGCGAAUGCCUCCCCACUCUGCCUGCCUAUCAGAGUUUACCCCAGUCAUCAGCUCUGUCUACCCCCAUAUAACCCCUCUAGGACAGCGCCUAAACUGUGCAGGGGGCAUCUCAAUGGGCCUGGCGGGGAGGGAGGCUGGAGAGGGUCAUGAGGACACGCCCUCCAGCCGCAGUCGUGCUGCCUCACCGAGCAAUGGUUACCAAGAUUCUACAGACACUGAGAGCAUGGCAGAGGAGCAGUGCGUCAUCACCUCAGUGCCAUCCGGAAACUUGAACCACCGCGGAGGGCACGAGCAGCACAGUCCUAGUCACGCCAAAGAAACAGACAUGGACAGGGACAGGGAAAAAGGAGUCCUUGGGGGUUUACCAGGGCUGCCCACCAAGGUGAGCCCGCGCUCACCACCAGCAAGGGAAGUCAUGCAGGUGGUGGAUGGGGAAGGGCGGUCAGUGCGCUCCUUCCGCUGCGAGCACUGUCGCAUUUUCUUCCUGGACCAUGUCAUGUUCACCAUCCACAUGGGCUGCCACGGCUUCCGCCAGCCCUUUGAGUGUAACAUCUGCGGCCACCGCAGCCAGGACCGCUACGAGUUCUCCUCGCACAUUGUCCGAGGGGAGCACCAGGUGGGCUGAGGAGGUCUUGUGGUGCAGUUUGAGAUUUGGGAGAGAUGUACAGAGAGCUGUAUGCUGCUUUGAGAUGGUGUCAUGGCGUCUUUUUUGGUCUGCAUCAGAUUGGGUGCAUGGCACAUUAGCACUUGCUUUUAGUUAGGGGACAUCAGCUUUUACUUUUGAAGAGUAAUCGCCUAGGUACAACCGUAAAACACUCAACACAAAUGCAUCCUGUGUUUAAAGGAUGUCAAGAGGGGGACUUAUCCUCUGAUUGCACUCCCAUAUCAAGUCAUUCAUUGCAAGAUGCAGAUGUUUUGCUUUAGAAGUGCCUUCCUUCUGUGGGGUUUAUUUUUUAUCAGUUAGUUAGGAAGAGAUAUUUGAUGCUUGUAUGGCAGGCAUGAGAUUAGAUUAGAUCUGAUUAGUAGCGUUUACAUAGAGUCUGCCUCUUUAACAGAGAAAGACAUUUAAUGAAUUAUAAGUCCAAAGUCUGGUGGACUGUUUUAACAUGACAAAAAUAUGCCUAGGAGUAUUCACACAAUCUUUGUGCUCUUUUAGGAUACCUCGAUGGGACUGUUGAAAUUAGGCGACUCAGGGAGAGAGGGAAUCGAAAGCAAGCAGCUUGCAUUGCAAAACUCUUUUAAGGCUGGAGGAAAGGGAGUAUUGAUAUGUUAGCCAUAUAAGGAGCACAGACACAUAUUGCCUUAAUAGUUGCUUUAUAUGAACCCUGUAUGAGCUAGUUGUUGAAUUGUACAUGGUUUUAAAUGCUGGAAGAUUCAGUAGGUACAAUGCAGACAUUUGCAUAUUGCCUGAAUGUGGGUAACUUCAAAACGAAGAUGACAUGGCACUCUUAGGUCAAAUUGGAUUGGUGAUUAGGCUAAGGAUUUUUAUCAUUUUAUUUCUUUCUAUAUUGUUUUAAGUAACAAAAUGAACUUGAAGCAUUUUGCCUUAGUUUUUGAGUCUAAAACCUCCUAUAUAUUAUGUCCUAAAGAAGUCAAACCAGUUGGUUUCCUUGUGCCUCAGAUUUUGAUUUUCAUUUCAGACUUUAUCUAGACAGACCUCACUUACGUGGUGAUGAGGAGUAACAUUAAAAGAUUUUUCCUAUAAAAUCUAUUGAAGUUUUUUAAUCGUUUUUGUAGUAUGAAGUCCCCCCAUCUAUCCUCUGCCAUUGACUUACGAAUAAUAUGGCCUGGCUUCAAACAUUAGUUAACUAAUGAAGGAUACUGUAGGCCACAUUAUAUUUUUAGAUGUUUAACACAGUAAAAAGCGGAGGGUGAAAAGGAACCUUAAUUGCUCUGGUGCAGACCAAACACAGACCCAUGUUGCAUUCCGUGACUUUGAUGUGUGAGACGGAGGGGUUGUUACCUCAAAGGAGGAUUGCACUUUUUCUAAUUCUGCUUAAAUGUGUGUGUUUUGCUGGGGCUUUUGGGAGGGUUUCGGACAGGCGCUGAGGUACGUGGUGGGAUGGGAAUUUUAUUACAAGGCUUUAGGGGAGCAGAUUGUAAUGAAUGGUAACUGAGCUUUGAAACAUAUUCUUUUGUUUUCUGAAAUUGCUCAAUUGCACUGAUUUCUGAUAAAAAUGCUAUUUAGAGAACAAACAAGAAACAAUUUGAUACAAGAACACAUUGGUUAUAUAGACCAGAUGAGCAUUGUGGUGUUUUUAAAAAUUCUAUAAAGGCUAUUUUCCUAAUAAAAAAGGGGUCACUGUCAUUUAAGGAUUCAGAACUGAAAAGUUUCCUUGUGUUGUAAAAUUUGGUGCUUGGAUGUUUGUGUGACUUCUGCCCUUGAUAUUGGGCUUGUAUCCUGUACGCUUGUCCUGUGUGGUCAUGUCCCAUAUGAGGUCCCGCAUAAGGUACACUCAAUCCCCACGAGUACGAACUGCUGCUUGAUUUGAAGGAAAGGACUGACUUCUGUUAUGUACCAUCCUGCCAAGAUAUCGUGGCCUGUUUUAUCGGUGGAUCUCACUUGCACAAACUGAGAUAAUUCUGAUAUACAACUAAAGCACCAAUGAAUUCUGAAGAAUCUCAAACACUUGUUUUGUUUGAUUGCUUGUACAUUUCUCAUCUUUUAUGUAUCGUGGGUUAAGGUUAAAAGUACUUGGAUGUGGUCAGCUUUUUCCAAUACUUGCUAACGUGUAAUCCACUGACACGGUACUGCAUCUAUCGGUUGCUUUUAAAAUAGUCCUCUUAAUAUAUUAGUAUGCCUGGAUUCAGUCGAGGGAAAGCCUGUGAAGAACAGUGUGAAUGGAUUGAAAACUAGAACAGAAGUGAGACCAAAUCCAGUAUUUGCGAAGGUUAUUUGACUUUGCGCCCUUCAUAGACUUUAUUUACUUGAAGGUAUGGCAAAAGAAAAAAAAAGCCCAUAUACAGUAUGACACUUAAUGCACUUAAUGGUCAAAAAGAAAUUAUAUGAUAAUUAUACCUAUAUAAUUAUAAGUGUGUGAAUGGGAAAGGUUGCGUGUGUACUCACUUUAUUUGCUGGGGUUCUGCAACUGUUCUGCUUGUGAAAUGCUACAGUAGCUGCAAUUUCCCGUUUCCUCUAAACCAAACCUAGCUCUUUUUUUCUGCACCAUUUCAUAUUUCUUAUCCCUAAGGUGUGAUGAACUCAAUAUUUUUAAAUGAACUGUGAAGCAACCUUAACAAGCAGAAACUGAGAAAGAGAGACCUAGCAUUUUUGGGGAGGCAGGGAUCAAACUCUGUUAUACUUGGGCUUUAUCCCUGGGUUCAAUGUUUUUAAAUAUUUUGUGAGAAAAAUAUGUAUAUAACAAAGAAAAACUAUUUACCUCAAAUUUGUUAAAAUAUAAAAGCUGCCUCAUGUUCUAAAAAAAGGUGUGUUGGUUUCAAGAGGUAUUGUUUAUUUGAUCUUGUUUUUAAGGAGUGUAACCCAACUUUAAGUUGAAGUAAUUUUUCAUGUCCAAUAAAGUACUAUUUGUUGUAAUUUCUGUCCACUUAAAAAUCUAAACACUUGUUCUCUAGUUUCCCUAAUUCAUGUCCAGGCUUGAUGGUAUUUUUGGCCUUUUAUGUCUGGGAGGAUGAUAAAUACCGUUAUUAACAAGUUGAUUCAGAUUAUUGUUAGUUGCCAAAAAUGUCCAUUUCACUUUUUUUUUCUCAACCAUCAAGCUUUUAGAUCAAAUGUAUACAUGUAUAUGGAAAAGUGGAUAUUUUAGGUGAUUUGCUCAAAAUGUCUAGUUUUAGCUUUUUUAGUUAACAUCUUGGUAUUCAAUGUAAUCUCUCAAUUAAGAUUAGAUUUUCUAAUUGUACAACAUUAGAUAAUGCUGUUUAAAAUAGUUUUAGAUAUCAUGUCACACUGCUUGACUUUUCAUGUCAGCUACUGUACCUCUGCACUCUUUAAGGUUUAUUUUCUUAAUUCAGCCUGCUGGUUUCAUAGUUGUGAAUUAGGGUUACAACACUCUACAAAUUUACUCUAAAGAUAGUAAAACUGUCCAAACAAGCUUUUGAUGGGAUUCCAACAGUCCAUGAUGUUAAUUAGAAUAUUUUCUUAUUCCCAAUAUAUUUCAGUAAAUUUAAGACUUAUGUCUUAUAUUAAUUCCUGUUAUAUAUUUGCUGUGAAGUAAAAGGGAAUUACACUUUUUAAAUGAAACCUAAGGUCUAAUUCAUAUGACUUAAAACAUUGAUACAUUAUUGUCUAAACAUACAUGCACUGUGAAAUAAAUCCUAACAAAAUGGUAUGUGUACUAUAUAUACACAAACAAGUAUUUAUAUAUACUGUAAUAGUAUGUAUAUAUAUAUUUAUAUAAUACUUAUUUUUAAACACACCAUUCUGUUAGGAUGUGUUCCUCAAU